Molecule: messenger RNA, 3062 nt
Organism: Leptonychotes weddellii (Weddell seal)
Lineage: Eukaryota; Metazoa; Chordata; Mammalia; Carnivora; Phocidae
Source: RefSeq, a predicted model, not a curated record
AUGAGGGGAGAAUCUUACUUCAUUGGAAUGAGGAGCCUGGGGCAGCAGGGGCACAUCCCAGAGGAUGGAGGACUUUUUUUACUCUGCUGCAUAGACAGAGACUGGGCUGUAACUCGGUGUUUUGCAGAGGAAGCCUUUCAAGCAAUCACUGACUUCAACGACCUCCCCAACUCAUUGUUUGCGUGCAACGUUCACCAGUCAGUGUUUGAAGGAGAAGAGAGCAAGGAAAAAUUUGAGGGUCUGUUUCGGACUUACGAUGACUGCGUGACGUUCCAGCUGUUUAAGAGUUUCAGACGUGUCCGAAUAAACUUCAGCAAUCCCAAAUCUGCAGCCCGAGCCAGGAUAGAGCUUCAUGAAACCCAGUUCAGAGGGAAAAAAUUAAAACUCUACUUUGCACAGCUUACUUCCAGAACAAACGUUGCCAAAGAAUCUGCUUUGAGCUCCCUUCCCCUUUAUCAUCCCCCUUUUUCUUGCCUUUCAGGAGAGAAGUAUGAGCUCCAUGCAGGAACUGAGUCCACCCCAAGUGUCGUCGUGCACGUGUGCGACAGUGACAUAGAGGAAGAAGAGGAUCCAAAGACUUCCCCAAAGCCAAAAAUCAUCCAAACCCGGCGUCCCGGCCUGCCACCCUCCGUGUCCAACUGAGCUCACCGCUCCGCCUCAACGAUAAUAUCUGUCUCCUCUUUAUCAUGCUUUCUUGCCCUCUGUUGUUUGUUUGUCGAAAAAAAAAAAAAUAAUUGCCUUUCAAUCCCUGGGUGUUUGGUUGUUUGAGAUUCCUUCCUUGUAAUCAAGCCUCUCGGACAAAAGGGCUAGGAAAAGGUGAUAAGUUUCCUGAUCAUAUCAUACCCAUUGAGUAAUAAUCCAUUAUUUAGAAGGUUCUAGGGAGAAAAGGUAGUAUUUUCUUAUUAAAGUAUCAGCACAGCCUAUAUCUUCAUUCUCCCAUGUUGAUCCAAGCCAGAGACAUCAGUAACAAAUAGCACUCGUGUUGUUUGUGAUCUGUUUCAGUCCCAGUCCUGACGUGUGUGCGUUGUUUCUUCCUGGCCACUUAAGUAGGACCAUAAGUAAACUUGACUUUGACUGCAUGAGAUAUCCCUAUCUGGUCUCACUCAGUCCUUUGCAUCCCAACAUUCCCAGGACAUGCAUGAUCACCAGCAUUUAUUUUCAUGAUUCGAGGAUAUACUAUAACUCACAGAUUGUCAGCAUCCAGCCAUGUCCUAUCUAGACUAGAAAAAUUAUCAGCAUCAUCCAGCUCAACAAGUCUGGGUAUAUCCACUAUUUUGAGUCAAUACUUCAUAGCUCUAUUAAAAUUCCUGGAGGCAACACUGAGCUUGGCCCCAAAGAUAUUCCUCCGUAGAUUUUGAACACCACUUCCGUAGAGUACUUUCCCAGACUCACGGGGGAGGCUUGUCCAGGGUGAUAGAGACCGAUUUCAGACAAACCUAUUUAUUACAAAAGUUUCAUGGUGUCUGAAUGAUUGUUUUUUCUCUUUGUAUAUUUGUACAAAUGUUUCAGCUGUGCUUUUAAAAUCUGGAUGUUUUUUAUUUAGUGAUUGUUUAGCUGCUUAAAAACAUAACACGUGCAUUGCUUAUGAAUGCGUUCAUAUACUAAUACAGAUAAUCUGAUAAUAUUAUGCUCUAUUAUGGAUAAUGCUGAAUUUUGGAAGGGCACAAAACUUCUCAUGCCAAUAUGUAAAUGAUUAGCCAACAUCUUUGCUAUCAAGAACACUUGUUUCCAAAUAAAGUGAAGAGGCAAGUGUCCGUCGUAGACAAUUUGGAUGCAGCUAGAUCGCCAGAAUGUAGCGGCCACUGAGUGUUUGAAAAAGGAAAGGAUGGUAGAUCAACAAACGUAUACCAAUCCUACUCAUGCAAUGGCCAUGUUGCUCAAAAACAUUUGUUUUCGUCACAUGUGAUAUUUCUAUUUCUGUAGCCCGAAGUGCAUUACCGAAGAUACACCUAUAAAACCAUUACCUUCUGCUAUAUGUGCAAGGCCUCAUCUCCUGCUGUACAUUAAUGAAUUACUUUAGAUGCAAACGCCAGUUACCAGGGAGUGGGGAAAUACUUUCAUUACCCAAGCCUCAGAAAAACACGCGAGAACGAUAACACAGCCAUCUUAUGGAAGGAUUGUUGUGGUUUUUGACUAAGGUGUAUGUUAGUUUCAUCAGAAACUUAAAACAGACUGAUCACUCAGAAAUUAAAAAGUCCGUUCUACUGUGAAUAAAGCAAUAUCGUACUGGACACAGGUGAAACUGAGGACAGCGCUGCUUGUAAAACCCUGAGUUUCCAUGAGAAGAAAUGCAGGCUUCUUUUAAAAAUAAAAUCUGAGGAGUGUAUAAAAAGCAAAUGCUUUGACUUGACUUUGCUGCGGAGGUUUUUGGUUUUUCAUUAGCGAAUGGAAGAUUAGACUUAAAAGUGGAGGAAUGCUGCCCUCUAGUGGAAGAAAUAUUUUCUGAGCUCUUGAGACUGACGGAGAACGGCCGCCUUCAGCCAUUUUGUGCUGAACCUCUUCGCAGUCUUCUGGGGGUCGUUUGACUUUUUAAGCUACUCAGAGUUUUCAGGAUGCAGGUUCUAAAGAAAUAUGGAUGAGGAAAACAUAUUUGGAAAUAAUUUCGUAAGUGUUUUAAAGCAGAUACCAUCAGUCAUUUCCAGCCAAAUUUAGCCAAAGUUAAAAUGACCAUCCUGUGUAGUCACAAAAUAAAAACACAGUGGAGUGGAUGACCUAAGUGGUUAGUCUCGGUGAAGUUUAUUGCGACGUUUCCAUGUUAAUCUGUCUCAGGUCAAGUAGUUCUUUCAUUAGGUUGGGUUUGGGGAGAGGGAAAGAGGAACUUUUCCCAGGAGAGCAGUAAGCAACGGGGAGCCCUUGGUGUCAGGGGGCCCUCUCUGCACUGUGACAGUCAGAAUUGCCUCAGCAUUUCCAUGACGCACCUUAUGCAAACCUCUUUAGCACUACUUUCAGUUUGAAAAGUUUAAAUAUGGAGGGGAAGGGGGAGAUUUCCACCAACCGAAUCAUUUGUGCACGUGUACAGCUCAAAGAGCUUAGACUUCAAAUAUACCUGGUGAAUGACUCUU